Molecule: messenger RNA, 3275 nt
Organism: Pygocentrus nattereri (red-bellied piranha)
Lineage: Eukaryota; Metazoa; Chordata; Actinopteri; Characiformes; Serrasalmidae
Product: coiled-coil domain-containing protein 178
Exons: 20
Coding region: 156-2714 (852 amino acids)
Source: RefSeq, a predicted model, not a curated record
GCUACUCACCAGGCUUCCACGGCAUCAUCGCGGAAAGCGUUUGCAGCUGAAACUAUGGUGUCCCCCUUGUCUGCCUGCACAAUAACAAUACAUGUUAUUGAUAUCAAACUACAGCGUUUCCAACAUAUAGCAGCUCUUUCAAUGCCUCUUGUACAAUGCCUGACAUUGAACUAUUAAAACGUCCCUCUAAGGAAGGUGGAGACAACUUACAAGACCAGGGAGAGCUGCAGAAAGUCUAUAGCUGCAGUCACAGUUGUGAGCUGACAAACACUCCAACAUCAUGUGUGAAGAAAGCAGUGUGCCACAUCCAAGAGCUAAAAAACAAACUGGAGAACUGGUGCCAGCAGGGAACUUAUAAUCGGCAUGAUCUUUCUCAGGGCAAAAAUCAAAAUGGCAACAUUUGGAAGGUUCAUUCUGUAGAUUCUAAAAUCCCUGUAACACCGACUGAACUGUGUAUUGAAGGCAUGGGCCUUUGUCUUCAGAGUAAUUAUGACCAUUUCUGGAAAGGGUUGGAUGGUGUCUUGCUGGAGGUCAUGUCUCUUAUGGAGCAUCUGGAAUCAGACAGACAAGAGGCCAAGGAGGCACUGCAAAAAGAAAAGCUGAAGGGGCAGACACUGAGGAGAAAGCAAGACAAUCUCUGUCUAUGGAAGCAGCAGCAGUUCCCUGCAGCAGUGCAAAUAGAAUACGAGGCCUGCAUCAGAGAUAUUAAUGAACUAAAGUGGCAUCUUAAGGUGAAGAAAGAUCAGAUGCAGCAGGUGAGAAACAGCCUGAGCCACACAGAGGUGCAGAAUCGUCGGCUGGUCGAGGAUAUCGAUUUUUUGAAGAAGCACGGCCCGCUCGUGAAGGAGAAGCUACAGCUAGAGAGUGAAAUCAUGAAGCAGAUCAAAUCAGCACAGGCUGAGGCUAGAGAGAUGUUCUCCAAGCUGUCCCAUGAACUGAGCAAGUCAAAGCAGGAGCUGGAGAGUGAGGAACUGCUGGCAAAUGAAGAAAGGGGGCUGAUAACCAUGGAGCUCAAAGACAGUCAUAGUCAGCUUAAAGGUCAACUCACUAAUCUCCAGCAGCUGAAGUCUUACUGGGAUUGUUACUGCACCAAAGUUUGUGAGACUGAAGAGAAGGUUGCAUUAAACAAUAACCAACUUGAUGCCAUGCUUCUGCAGAUCCCCCUUCUAGAAGCACAAGAGACCAAAAUAAAUGAUAUUGUUAUGGAACUAAGAGCAAAGAUGGAAGAUCAAGACAGAGAAGUACAGGAAAAACAGAGUGGAAUUGUACAUCUUCAGAAACAAAUCCAAACAACUAGGCAAGAAGGCGAACCAAAGCUUUUUGAGGUUGAGGAGGUCUUCAAUAAGAAACGACAGGAGCUCCUACAUCUGUUUGGCGAAAAUAAAGAACAUGAGAUGGAAAGUGAGGAUUACAAUAAAAGGAUCCACCAAAGCAAGCAGGCGGUGAAGCAGCUGCUGAGGGAACGUAAGCGGAUCCUGGAGAAGAUCAGUCAAAACGAGGAAGAGAGGGAGCAGGUCAAGGGUGAACUGACACUGGAGGCUGCCCAGCAUACAAACACCAAGGCCAGGUUGGAAGACCUGGAGCAGCAAACCUUCAUGUGGGAGCAGAGAACGAGGAGAGAAACAGAAAAACUGAAGAUGCAGCUGAUGAGUGAGAUGAAAGUGAUAGCAACUCUAAAGAGUGCAAUAUCCUCAAUUAUGGAAGAACAUAAUCUGGUAAAAGCGGACUAUGAGAGAGCGAAAAAUGAGUUACUGAAAGAAUAUGAAGAUGUGACCUCUACAACUUCCCUGCUGGAGGCCGAGAUGGUUGAGCUGAAAGAGAUACACACAGUAAAAUCUGAGAAAAUUGCGAACUUGGAAAGGAAAUUGAGUGACAUUCUGACUGAACGUGAAAGGCUGUGUGGUGACCUUGAGAAGAAGAAGAGCACCUGUCUCGAACAUCUGAAUUCAAUUAAAAAAGCUCACAGUGCAGUCUCAGUGAAGUGUGAACAGACAUCCUGCAGGAUUGAGGAGCUCAGACUGAAGUCUGAAGAAUGCAGAAAAGCUUCAGACAUAAUGGAGCAUAUUGCCACCACCAUGCCACAGGUUAUAGAAGAAUUACAGAGUAUGUCUGACAUGGAGGAAUAUAAGUAUAAUUCAGCUGCCGUAGUGAUGAACAGCCUGCAAAGCGAUAUAACAGCCUGCAGAAGCAGAACAGGUCUUUCUGAGAAGGCCCACUCUAUCCUCCUGGCCCAGCGGCAGGCUGUUAUGCUGGACAUCAAGGCUAAUUUGAAGAAAGCUCUAAAAGAAAACGUGGAGCUGGCUCAGGAGUACAGUGCAUCACAGCAAGCUCUGUUGAUCACCAGGCAAGAAGCUGUGUGUGUGUUCAACAAGAAAAGCAAAACUGAAGAAUACUUUCAUGAUUACAAACAGCUUUCAUUGUUGCAGAGGAGGAUGCACAAAGCCAUGCUGAAAUACUUCAAACACCGCAGCGUCUACAGCCAGGCGGAGCUGGCCAGCUUCCAGGCCCUCUCCAACCAGAACAACCAGAAAAUGAAAGCCCUCCAGGAGGAGUUUUCGAGAGCAAUCUGCCGCAUCUCUGCCUUCCUCUACUUGCUGACAGAUGACUCAACUACCGGUCAUGAUGCUGCUGUUGCUGCCGCAGCAGACGAACAGAGGCGCAUGGACAACGAUGGAUUAAACAUGGCGAUGCCUACAGUUCAGAUAGCAGAGUAAUUGGACACUCACCUGUGUGCCAGACAACUCACUUAUACCCCCACCCCCCACACCCCAGCAUGCUUCACUCUCUCCACCCUCUCUGCUCCUUGCAGUCCAAUCCAUAACAAUGAAACAGGUGACUUUCAUGCUGCUGUCAGGAAUGAUCUAAUUUUAGCUGGGUGAAUGAUUGCAAUUGGCUUUGCCUCAUCAGAUAAUUAAUCUAUGUCACCAUUAAUUGGAAAAGAGAAUAAUUACGGGGCCGUGUUGACAGAAAUUCUACGCUUCUCCAGAUUCCAGGAUCUAAUUACACCUACUAAAACCCUGCUGACCUUAUCCUGUGGAUAGUAUACCUGCAUGGCCCUAACUAGUCUCUUGGCUGAGCUAUACCCUUCCUCCCUCACACUCUCUUUUCUGUCUUUUUUCUUUUUUUUUGUUUAUUCCCCGCUUUUCCCCAUCUUCUCUGAGAGCUGUCUCUCUCAAUCACUUUUCAAUAUUCAAUCUUAAUUUUGUGGAAGUUUAGCAUUUUCAAUGAGCUGGAGAUGAAUGAUUAAUGAAUAAAUUUAAAUGCUUCAUUUUGUA